CUUGCAUGGAGCAUAUAUAAAUCUCAAGGCGCCCGGUUACAAAACCAUGCAGUCACUUUGCGAAAGGCCAAGCAUAUAAACAUCUCCUUUUGUGCUGUUCAGAUUCAUCCAACGAGAAGUAUUAAACAUGGAUAGAAGAUUUGGUCUUCUACAAAAAGAAAACGGUUCACGGAUCCCUUUGGAAAGCAUCAACAUUCAUGUUGAUGUUCAAGGUUUUACCGCUCACGUCGUGGCCUCGAUGAAAUACUCGAACAAGGAAGAAAAUCCUAUCGAAGCAAUUUACAUCUUUCCGCUCGAUGAACAAGCUGCUGUUUGCGGAUUUCAAGCGACAAUCGAUGGUCGAACGAUCGUUGCAGAAGUUCAAGAGAAAGAAGAGGCCCGGGACACUUACGACGAUGCCAUUAGUAGCGGGCAAAGUGCAUUUCUCCUCGAAGAGAGCGAUGAGAGUUCGGAUAUUUUUCAGAUAAGCGUUGGAAAUUUACCGCCAAAGAAGGAAGCUCUUGUGGAACUCCGCUUUGUCACAGAGCUCUCUGUGGAAGCUGAAGGUCGAGUUGUGUUUGUGCUGCCGACCGUUCUCAACCCGAGGUAUUCUCCGGCGGACAGCGCUGCAAGUCUCAGCACUCAAAUUCCUCGAGCUGCUUCCGUCGAUUCACCUUACUCGUUCGAGUUUGCCAUGAAAGUGAAAGCUACCUCGGCCAUCGGUGAGAUAACUUCCCCGUCAAAUACGCUGCGCGUCGAGAUUGACGAGAAUGACAACACUCAAGCCAAAGUGGGCCUGGCAGAAUCGCACAAGUUCGAUAAAGAUGUUGUGGUUCAUGUUCUGACACGGGAGCCGUUCAAGCCCGAGGCGAUCGUUGAAAACGGGAUCAAAAUUGAGGGAAAAGAAGACGGAGACGGCUUCAUGUCGAAUCCUGUCGUAAUGCUGAACUUCUUCCCUGAAUUUAAAAGCUCUGAGUCGUCAGAAAAAGGUGAAUUUAUCUUUGUGGUUGAUCGCAGCGGAAGCAUGGGUGGUAGUCGAAUGGACAGCGCCAAAGAGACACUACUGUUGUUUCUGAAAAGCUUGCCAGAUGGUUGCUAUUUCAAUGUCGUAGGCUUUGGAAGUAGCUAUAAGACUCUCUUCAAAAAGAGUGAACUCUACAACGAUGCAAACCUGAAGAAAGCCACUGAUUUGGCUAAAUCCAUGCAAGCAGAUCUUGGUGGUACAGAAAUUCUCUCACCUUUGCAGUGGGUGUUUUCCCAGGGGCAUGUGAAAGGCCAUCCAAGACAACUUUUCCUGUUGACUGAUGGUGAGGUUGGGAACACUGAGCAAGUUAUUAAUAUUGUGCAGAAGAAUUCCAGUAACACAAGGUACAAUUUACUUCUUUUAUUUCUCCGAAGUAUGAUGUUUAGUAUAUACCGGUAUGUUUGGUUCAUUGAGGGGGCGUGGUGGGGGGUUUGUGUGCGGAUAAAGACAUUUAAACUGUUAGCACAGUAAAUUGAAAUUGUAACAAGGAAGUUGUGCUAUGCCCUUUUCAGUUUCAAAAGUGAUAUUGAUUAGAGAAUUACGUACAUGGUAAUUACAAGGAAAUGAUAUUGUAGACACCUGAAUUUGAAUUGCAAAAUGCUUACAGUCUCAAAAUAGAUGACUUUGCAACCCACACUUAGUGUCUGUCUUAGAGAGAUGUCUGUCCUGUAGACAGUUGAAUAAAGGAAGUACAUGUAAAGAAGAUGUAAGGACCAGCUCUACAUGUAGGUGUCCAUUUUACUUAGGUGUCCAUCUUAUAGAGAUCUCUGUUGAAGGAGAGUCAAGUAUACUUAUCAUCACUGAAGCAUAUGAUUAUGGGCAAGUUAUAAACAUGAACAACGUCAACAGUAACAUUUGCCCUUAUACUGCAUUACCACUAACCACUACCACUAACCACUAACCACUAACCACUAACCACUAACUCCAAGUUGGAAAUAACACUGAUAUGCAGUGGAAGACGUGGCAGAUCUCAGGACGUCCAAUAUAACUCAGCAAAGUUAGAGUCAAUACAAUACAAAAAUAAAUGUUAUGAAUUAACAACUCAGAAUAUAUUUUUAUGGAAAUCUUACAGUAUUGACUGAUCUAGUUGAUGUACAUGUAUAUUUCAUGACCUAGACGUACCUACAUGUACUUUAAUAGUUAUAGCAAAACUAGAACUAUUUACAUACCCUAUAAUUGUAUGCAUAAAAAUUAUUGUCAUUCCCUGCAAGUUUAUUAGAGAAGAAUUCUUGGAAGUUUGUAGAAUACUUUUUUAACUAUGAAUUAUGAAGUUUUGAAUUGUAUUCUGGUAAACCUUAAUCUUGUAGUGGUUGUCCAUUAUAACUUCUUAAUCUGAAUGAUGUAUGUUAGUCACUGGGUCAACAACAAUGAACAAAAUGAUGUAACUCCCUUAUCGAAAUUCUCUUUACAACUAAACUGGUCAGGCCAGCCAGUUUUGGCUAAUUUUAAGCACCCCACAGAAUAGAUUCAGGGCUUCACUGUACUUGGUUAUCACCCCAUGAGAUGAUAAUGCAAGAUGCAUGUUACAUGUACGUGUCAUUAAAAAACAAUCUGCUUCCAAAAAUUUAGAGGGUUUCUACUUUGACAUACUAUUUAUGGUUUCAGUUAUGACCAAUAUAGCCAUCAUUUUGCACAAAAUAUAAUAUUAUUUUACUCAAAAAGUGUGGCCUAUGCACAUUAAAAUACCGUAUUUAUUCGAUUAACCGCCCUGGGCGCUUAUUAAAUUUUUGAACUUUAAGAGUGGGCGCUUAUUCGAGGUAGGCGCUUAUUCGGGGCUGGGCGCUUAUUAAAUUUUCAGCAUUUUUAGCAAGUGUAGUAUGUUUAUUUUGCAACAAAACAAUAAAUGGUAAUGACAAAACGCGAAGAUGUAACAAAGCAAGGUUCCUGUAAAAUACUUUGAAGAAAACUUUGUCUUCGGGGAAGUCUCUUACUAGUACUUAAUUUUUUGGGGGUGGGGUGGGGGUGGUCGCUUAUUUGAGUUUAAGGGGGAGUGGGAGGGAGGUGGGGUGGGGUGGGCGCUUAUUAACUUUUUCUGCCUUUAGGAUGGGCGCUUAUUCGAGGUGGGCACCAAUUCGAGGUUGGGCGCUUAUUCGAAUAAAUAUGGUAUGUUAUUCGUCACUGAUGUAAGGAUUAAUUGUUUAUUCUAUUUGCUUCAGGUGCUUUACUUUUGGUAUAGGAUCUGGAGUAUCAACAGCCCUCAUCAAGGGUGUGGCCAGAGCUGGAAAGGGUACGGCAGAAUUUGUUACCAGUCAGGAGGAUCGUCUGCAGGUUAAGGUAUGAAAAUUCUGAAUUAAUCAUGAGUACACGACCUACCAAAAAAGUGGCAUUGAUUCACAUAUUGCGUACUACUUUUUUGCUAACAGCAUGGUUAAACCUCCACUAACAGUUACCUGUCUAAAUCGGCCAGCUCUGCUAGUUAGCCACUGUCUUGUCCGUUGAUCAUUGCAUUUGCUACAUUGACAGAUUAUUUCAUUGCCCUGGAUACAUGUGGAGAGAUUUAACUGCAAUGCCAGAAUAAUGUUUCCUACAUUUUGUACUUAUGUAUACGUGUGCCUUUUACCACUCAUAAAAACUGUGGGUUAAAUGAAAUAAUGUGUCCACAUCUAUUCUACUGCCUGGAAUUUUCCUGGUUAUAGUCUUGCUUGCUUUAGCAGCGAGACUCUUAAAUUGCAGGCAUUUCUUUUUGUGUGUCAUGUGUGUGUUUGUGUGUGCAAAAUGGGAUUGUGGUCCUCAGGCAUUCUUAGCAGAUACCAUGGAAACUGGGGAUAUAACGAAAGCCAUGCAUAGAAUAGAAAACUGCGAAAGAUGUCAAACUUUUCUGGAACAGGUUGGUCCAUGAAUUCUAUCACUUGAAAGCGUUGAUUACUCUGGAACAAAUGAUUACUUCAGUGGUCGAAAAAAAGAACAAUUUUAAUGUGCAAAACUUUGAUGGUCAGGCCAACUGGUCGGGUGUUUGAAACUUUCAUUGUUUGCAAAUUAGUUUUGUGAUGAGCAUGAGGUUUAUUUUCGGCAAUAUCAGAUGAUUGCCAUGUUCAUUGCAUUAAUUCCUUGAUUUUUGUGUAGUUACACAUGCGGUUCUAAUCAAUUCAGAAAUAAAGUAGAAUACUCCACUGUCAAUAAAGUUGGAAGUGAAAAACUUUUAGCAAGGAAAUUCUGUUUCACGUAGAAUUAUCGUCUCCUAGACUGCAAGCAGUCUCUCAUUACUCUUUUGAGCAACAGUAGGUCGAGAGCAUAAUUUUCAUUUUUUGCUUGCUGCACAUGGCUCUGAGGAAAGAAGGAUGACUGCUCUCGGUCUAAUCACCUGCUCAUUUCUAAUCUUGUCCGCAAGCAAGCAAGACUCAAUGCUAAAUUAAGAACAUUCUUGUUAAAGGUACAGUUAUACCCUUCCAGUAAAUGGUAGAAUACUGCCUAAUUUUCUGAGACAUGCAUGUGGCCAAAGAAUUCAUAGUACAUACAUGUCCUCCCUUAGCAAGCCUGCAAUGUUCACUGACCACACAUGUAGAGACUCAAUCUGUUGAUGGCGAUGCUGCUGCAGUCAUGUCUGAAUUUUCUUUCACUUCCUGCUCAGCAGUCAUUGUCGGACAGGAUCUUUAAUGUAUCAGUUCUUUAUAAUAUGACUUUAUGCUACCUUGUGCAAAUUGUUGCAGAUGACUGCACAGGUGUUGGCUGCUCACAUUGAUAUAUUACCUCAAAGUAGUUAUGCAUGGAAUGUUUUAAUUGUCCUUCUGGUUUUGCACAACUAGUGCUCCAAACAUUCUGAUGAGCUCACUGAUUCAAUCUUCAUGUAAAAGCAAAAAAGCCAAGAAAUCAAUUUCUUAGAACAGGGGCAAAAUGUAGGUGCGAUGAAUUAGAUUGUUGACUCUAGCGAUGACAUGCAAUUUUAUUACAUGUAAAUGUUGCAAUAAUGAAUCACAUAAUACAAGAUAAACCAAAGCUAAAAUACUGCAUUUUUUUAUUGAAUCACACACUUAAAAGUCAUGGACAUACACACUGUCCACAACUGUACAUGUGUGAGAUAGAUACAUGUAGAUGGAUAGUUUAUGAAAUAAGCACUUUUGCAGCCCAAAGGCUGAAUCACGUAUUUACAACUAAUAUUGUUUAUGGAAUACAAAAAUUAAAAGAUAAAGCUAAAAGGAUAAUUUCAGAGGCAUCACUGAAGUGAUGUAACUGGAAUGAUUUACCAGCAUGGCAGCCGUCAGGAAAGUAACAACGAGGAAUAUUGACUUGAUUGAGGAGCUCCAAUUGCUCUCUCCACUUUGUCCAGCUUCUCAGCAAGUCGUCUGGCAAUUUCUCGUCCCAUUGAAGUUUAAGCUGGCAGGUCCUUUGGAGGACUCUCUUAGCUGGGAGCAAGACUGGUCCAGUUAAACCUAACUUUAUUAAUUUAUUAAUUACUAAUUUUAUUAUGAGAUGACUGAAUCAAUGUCUAUGAUGUGCUAUGAAACAAAGUCUCAUCAUCAUCAUCAUCAUUGUCGUCAUCAUCAUCACCAUGACACUAUCACCGUUAUUGUUAUGGUUGUUGCCAUUAUCUUUAGUGUCAUUAUUAUUGGAAAUGAGACAAUAAUAACUCAUACAGUCAGAAGUGUGAAAGUCCUUUACAGGGUUCAAAUCUACUCACAAAACCCACAAAGACGUAAUUUUAUGGAUGUACAAUUAAUGCACUUUAAGUGAAUGAUAAGUUACAUUUAAAUGAAUAAUUAUAAUAUAAAAUGGAGGAUGUUGACAGCAUUGGUCAUAUCACAAUCUCCUCCCUCAUUGGUCUGCUGUGGUACCACUUGGUACCAGAAGAAUUAUUGAAAUAAUUUUAUUAUCAUGUGGAGGGGAAAAAACUUCUAGGCGUGACAAAAAAGAGAAAAAAGGUGGGUGCGGUGGUGCAUGCAAUUAUAGUUUCUGGUUUUCUGAUUUGCUUGCUUGGCCUGAUAGCCCUUGUGAUUGGUCAUAACACUGAACAUUCCUGAAAUAUUUCAAUUGUUCAUGGUGUUCUGAGUUUAGACAAAUGAGAGAAAUUUUCCCUCUAGUGAUUUUUGUGGUGCAGUUAACCCCUAAAGCUUUGUUAUAUCUCAGGCGCCGUCAUCAUGAUCUAGUGAGUCUUGAACAGUACUUCAGAGUGUACACCUUGUCAUGAGUAAGGUGUAAACUUUCAACUUUUAACUCAAACAGGUUAUCAAGACAUUAAAACGAGCUCUUCAACCAGUUAUCUCAGAUGUGAGCGUGACCUGGCACCUCACAGAAGGCUGGACUGUGCAGCAGGUCCCUUCAUCUCUUCCCCCGCUCUUCAGUGGUGACAGACUUGUGGUGUAUGGUCUUCUAAAGCCUUCAGAAAAUGCCAAACACGGCAUGAACAAAGUACUAUUAACAGGCACUUUAGGAAACAAAGAGAAAAUGGAGCAUUUCAUCAGCUUUUCAACACCGCCUGUUACAAAUGCCUAUUUCAUGGAUUCUAAGACUAACUCUAGUGUCUUACUUCAUUGCUUAGCAGCCAAGACCUUUAUUAACGUGAAACAAGACGACAUAAGUGGCAUGUGGGAAAUCCAACGUGAAAAGACCUCCAUAGUCAGCGUCAGUAAAUCAACCAACGUGGUGUCAAAGUUCACCUCAUUUGUGGCCGUAGAUGAGGAAAGCCAUCAGAUCGUAUCAGGGCCAUUGCGAAAGCAGUUCGUCCCCUCGUUUGCUUCGCAAGUCAUGGGAUUCUCACAACAGUGCUUUAAGACAUUAGGCGUAGUGCAUUCAGCUUGUGAUUCCCAGCUGUUUGGUCAGCCGAAAGGAAUUGGUGGUUCUGGAUUGUCGUACAAAGGUUCUUCUACCCUUCUUGGAGCUAAAUGCUUGAAAUCGCCUGACGGAGUGGCAAGGUUCAAGUCGCAAUCAUCGACCUUUUUUGGAGGGGCGCCCCCACACCCACCCCCACUUGCUGCAGCAAUAUAUGGGGGUGGACAUCCAGGCGCCCCUCCCCCUCCGUUUGGAGACACAUUGCAGCACGCCGCCCUGCCGCCACUACCAUCCAAGAAGGCAGCUCCACCUUCCAACUUGUCAAAGAAAGAAGCUUCGGGUGUUAUGUCAGUAAUAUCAUUACAGAAAGCCUCAGGAGCCUGGGACCUUACAGACCAACUGGUCUCCCUGUGUGAAAAAAGCCGAGAUUCUUUGAUCACAGGAUGUCCAGCAGCAAUUGCAGUUGGGACGUCAGAAGGGAAGCUGUUAUGGGCCACUGCUCUGGCUCUGGCGCUGUUGAUGGGCAAGUUUGGGGAUAAAAAGGAUGAAUGGGAGAUGAUCGCUGAGAAAGGGAAAAGGUGGAUAAGGAAAAAUCUUCCAGCCAAUGUGAAAGACGAUGAAGUGCUAAAAUUUGCAGCUGCUGCGAUUGGAGUGCAGAUAUAUUAACUGUAGACUAUUAACAACAAAUUAAAAAUGGCGGCCGAGAACAAGAACGUCAUUAAAACAAUAUGAACAACAGUAAACCUUGACAUUUAACUUAUUAUCUGUAGUAAAUAGUUUUAUAACCUUAACAUUAUCAAGAACGUGUCGUGUUCGACUUGAUGUUAUAAACAAGUUUUAUCUCCAAAGUAAAUUUGGUAUUUUGCCACCCUGAUCUCGAUACGUCUCGACAGUAUUUUCCUUGCGUGGCCACCAGUAAGUUAAUUUAAGUGGAAGAAAAUUCAUAAGUAAUUUACGUUCAACGAGUGUUUGUUUAUCUGGUAACAAAAUAUGGCCAAGUUUUCAGUUCUAAUUUCUCGGUACAAAUAAUCAAGCACCUGACAAUUAUUGGAAUAAAGAACGGGUGUAAAGAAAAGACUGUUAAACAGUUCAUUAAAAUAGACGUUCGCGAUUUAUUUAUUCUAAACCACCCGGCUUUGCCUUGUGAUUUAAACAUGAUGAAACACUCCUACUUGGUUGGUUAACUAUCCAGGGGGUAGGGGGGGUUGUUUGCGGGAGACUCCCAUUUGAAAGUGACGGGGAUGCUCGUCGUUUCACGUGAAGUUGUAGAUUACAGUUUUUGGUCUCAUCGUUUAGGGAGGAAGUCGAUUAUUUUAACCCCAUACAGGUAUCGCUUAGGGUAUAAAGUUGUGAUCGAGCGGUAACAUGUACACAAGUAUACAAUAAUUGUGAUUAAUGCGCAACAGAAGAAUCGAAAAUUCAACCACUGAACAUGGACAUUGUCUGAUAAUUAAUUCAUUAAAUAAAUAAAAACGGAGGAAAUGGUUUUCUUUGUGUAUAAAUGUUUAAAGGUGCUGCCAGCUGCCCGAUAUAAGUUUGCUGUCUGGACCUAUACGAGUACGCGUAUUCCGUAAUAACGGGACGCGAGUUUGCUUCAGUCAAAUGUCUGUGAGCUUUGCCGGGGAUUUAACUGCUCCCCUUACUGAUCAGGUUGUCCGUGAACGCCAGGUGUCCGCAACGCAACGAGAGUCGACUGUACUUUCAAUUGUUAUAUUAUCAAUCCUUGCCAUAGUUCUUUGUAAAUAGGGCGGUUUUACGAUACUAAUAUGGUCAAGUGAACGGUUUAGUAGUUAAAAUUAUAUGUUUCGGCGCUUGCAAAAUAGUGAAUAGUGCCUACAUGUUAAUUUCAGAUUAUCAAAACAUUAAAGCGAGCUCUUCAACCGGUUAUCUCAGAUGUGAGCGUGGCCUGGGACCUAACAGAAGGCUGGACUGUGCAGCAGGUCCCUUCAUCGCUUCCCCCGCUCUUCAGUGGUGACAGACUUGUGGUGUAUGGUCUUCUGAAGCCUUCAGAAAAUGCAAAGCAAGGAAUGAAUAAAGUACGAUUACAAGGCAUGCUUGGAAAUGAUGAAAAAGUAGAACAUUUGAUCACCUUUAAUACUUCUCUCCCGCCGAAGGCUUGUGCGAGGGAUAAAGUAACAAAUGUAAGUGUCUUCCUACAUCGCCUAGUAGCUAAGACUUUAAUCCAGGAAAAGCAGGAUUAUCUGAAUGAAGCGUACAGCCGCGAUGUAGAAAAUGAGGAGCACAAAACUUUAUUAAUUAGCCUUAGUAAAUCAGCAAAUGUGGUGUCAAAGUUCACGUCGUUUGUGGCUGUUGAUUCAGAGAGCCAUCAGUCAGUAUCGGGACCACUUCAGCGACAAGUUGUUCCUUCGUUUAAUGUGGCCUACCAUCACUCUGCAAGGAAAUGCAAGGACAAGAGUAUGUUUGGAUUUGGGCUUACGGGAUUCGGGACAGCAAGCAGACCAGCCUCUGCACAGAAGCGUGUGAAGAAGUUUAAAGGCUCCAAGUGUUCAAAUCCGUUUAGACAAAAGAAAAAAUCUUUUGGUGGGCGACUCUCUAAAGCUGCUUGUGCUUUGGUAGAAGCGGAGCGCGAUGAAGUAACCAAACAUGAACAAGAAGAAGGCGCCCCAGCCUUGUUGUCAGUGAUAUCGUUACAGAAAGCCUCAGGGGCCUGGGACCUCACAGACCAGCUGGUCUUCUUGUGUGGAAAAAGCCGAGAUUCUUUGAUCACAGGAUGUCCAGCAGCAAUUGUAGUUGACAAGUCUGAAGGAAAGCUGUUAUGGGCCACAGCUCUGGCUCUGGUGCUGUUGGUGGGCAAGUUUGGGGAUAAGAAGGAUGAAUGGGAGAUGGUCGCCGAGAAAGGCAAAAAGUGGAUGAAGAAAAAUCUACCAGUCAAUGUGAAAUAUGAUGAAAUGCUAAACUUUGCUGCUGCUGCAAUUGGAGUUCAGAUAUAA
Molecule: messenger RNA, 9657 nt
Organism: Porites lobata
Lineage: Eukaryota; Metazoa; Cnidaria; Anthozoa; Scleractinia; Poritidae
Source: the annotation of a GenBank genome assembly